This is a messenger RNA of Pyrus x bretschneideri (Chinese white pear), 3147 nucleotides long. RefSeq names its product WD repeat-containing protein 48 homolog. The transcript is spliced from 18 exons. NCBI's taxonomy places the organism in Eukaryota, Viridiplantae, Streptophyta, Magnoliopsida, Rosales, Rosaceae. Gene Ontology annotation, molecular function: ubiquitin binding. The record is from RefSeq and is a predicted model, not a curated record. The coding region runs from base 169 to 2454 and encodes 761 amino acids. Gene Ontology annotation, biological process: protein deubiquitination; double-strand break repair via homologous recombination.
ACCCCAAAAAAACCGAGUCAAAGGACUCGCCCAAAAUAAAAUCGAAACCCACACCCAAAAAUUUCCACUCUCUGAAAUCGCAGCUCAGUGGAAUAAGAAGAAGACGACGACGAGGAGCACAAAAGGGGAGCUUCCAAUUUCUUCACUGAUUGAUAAGUUGUUUAUGCGAUGCACCGAGUGGGUAGUUCAGGGAACACAAACAAUUCCAGUCGCCCUCGUAAAGAGAAGAGAUUAACAUAUGUGUUGAGUGAUGCUGACGACACGAAGCAUUGUGCCGGCAUAAAUUCUUUGUCUGUACUGAAGGCAUCAGUGUCUGGGUGUGAUUACCUGUUUACUGGAAGCCGUGAUGGCACACUAAAAAGAUGGGCGCUGGCUGAAGAUGCUGCUACAUGUUCAGCAACCUUUGAGUCUCAUGUGGAUUGGGUUAAUGAUGCUGUUCUUGCAGGUGAUAAUACGCUUGUUUCUUGUUCUUCAGAUACCACCCUUAAGACGUGGAAUUGUUUGUCAGGUGGAACUUGUACUAAAACUCUUCGUCAGCAUUCUGACUAUGUCACAUGCCUUGCUUCCGCAGAGAAAUAUAGCAAUAUUGUUGCCUCUGGUGGACUUGGAGGGGAGGUAUUUGUAUGGGAUCUUGAAGCAGCUCUUACUCCGGUUGCAAAGUCAGGUGAAUCAAUGGAAGAUGAUAGUUCAACUGUUGUCAAUGGUUCUGGAAAUGCAAUUACUAGUUUACGUACUAUCAGCUCUAGCAACAGCAUUUCUAUGCACACAACUCAGCCACAUGGAUAUGUCCCAAUCUCUGCCAAAGGUCAUAAGGAAUCAGUUUAUGCAUUGGCAAUGAAUGAUAGUGGAUCGCUUCUGGUCUCUGGUGGAACGGAAAAGGUUGUUCGUGUUUGGGAUCCAAGAACAGGUUCGAAGAAAAUGAAACUAAGAGGGCAUACAGAUAAUAUCAGGGCUCUGCUGAUUGAUUCUACUGGAAGAUUUUGCUUGUCAGGAUCUUCUGAUUCAAUGAUCAGGCUAUGGGAUCUUGGUCAGCAGCGAUGUGUGCAUUCUUAUGCUGUGCAUACAGAUUCUGUUUGGGCACUUGCCAGUACCCCAACAUUUAGUCAUGUAUAUAGUGGUGGGAGAGACCUUUCUUUAUACUUGACAGACUUGGCCACCAGAGAGAGUCUCCUGCUUUCCACAGGGGAACAUCCCAUUUUGCAGUUGGCUUUACAUGAUGAUAGUAUCUGGGUUGCAACAACAGAUUCUUCAGUUCAUAGAUGGCCUGCUGAAGGGAGUAAUCCCCAGAAGAUUAUUCAAAGAGGUGGUGCAUUCUUGGCUGGAAAUUUAUCCUUUUCAAGAGCAAGGGUGUCCUUAGAAGGAUCAACCCUAGUCCCUGUUAAUAAAGAACCUAUAUUUACGAUUCCUGGAACUCCUGGAAUAGUGCAACAUGAAAUAUUAAACAAUAGAAGGCAUGUCUUGACAAAGGACACUGCUGAUUCAGUGAAGUUGUGGGAGAUUACGAGGGGUGUUGUCAUUGAGGAUUAUGGAAAGGUCAAAUUUGAGGAGAAAAAAGAAGAGCUUUUUGAGAUGGUGAGCAUUCCUGCAUGGUUCACUGUGGAUACCAGACUUGGAUGUUUAUCUGUACAUUUAGAUACCCCACAAUGCUUUUCAGCGGAGAUGUAUUCAGCAGACCUUAACAUUGUGGGGAAGCCUGAAGAUGACAAGGUUAAUCUAGCGCGAGAAACCCUUAAAGGGCUUUUGGCUCAUUGGUUGGCAAAAAGAAAGCAAGGGUUUGGACCACAAGCAUCAGCUAAUGGGGAUGUGUCAUCUGGAAAGGAUAUUACUACUAGAAGUAUUACCCAUUCAAGAAUUGAGGUGGAUAGUAAUGCUGAAAAUGAUUCAAUGGUCCAUCCUCCCUUCGAAUUUUCUACAACUUCCCCUCCUUCUGUUAUUACUGAGGGCUCUCAGGGAGGCCCAUGGAGGAAGAAAAUCACUGACCUAGAUGGCACUGAAGAUGAGAAGGACUUUCCUUGGUGGUGUCUCGAUUGUGUGUUGAAUAAUCGCCUACCCCCUAGAGAAAAUACCAAGUGCAGUUUUUAUCUACAUCCAUGUGAAGGUUCAACUGUUCAGAUCCUCACUCAAGGGAAACUAAGCGCCCCUCGUAUUUUACGAAUUCAUAAAGUUGUUAAUUAUGUUGUUGAGAAGAUGGUCCUUGACAAACCAUUGGAUAGUGCAAAUCCUGAUGCCACAUUUGCUCCUGGUCUUGCUGGAGGGCCAUUGCAGCUAUCAUCGGUUGGAGAUGGAUCUUUCCGAUCUGGAUUGAAGCCAUGGCAAAAGCUUAAGCCUUCUAUAGAGAUAUUGUGCAAUAAUCAGGUCUUGUCCCCAGACAUGAGCUUAGCCACGGUGCGGGCUUAUAUAUGGAAGAAAUCUGAGGACCUGGUUCUCAAUUACAGGGUGAUUCAGGGCAGGUGAGUCUCUGCUAGAUUCCGGAGGUGAGGUGCAUUUGUUAUCGCUAAUGUGCAAAUUUUGGAUGUAUUAAGAUUGAUUGAAAAUUUGUAGUAAAAAAAACAGCCUUUUCACUUAAGCGGUAGAUAGGGAUCAGCUCUACCGAGACAGAGCUGUAGCUUAAAGGUUUGUCAUUAAUACUUGCAGGUGAUGUUGUGUUUAAGCUAAUGAGAAACGUUGAUUCUUCUGGGGUCGCUCGUGGUACACUUGUAAAGUUUGAAAACUAAUUGAUUGCGGAAUCCAGUGCCAUUCCCCAAAUCUUCCCGAGAAGGCCCCUUGUUGGGCAAAAGGGGGCAUCAUGAUCUUUGUUGCUGAUACAGAAGCUUUUGCUGGACGCUGCAGAUUUGUCAAUUGGUUGUCUGCAUGUGGCAGUAGAUAGAGUGUUCGACCGGAUGAGAAAUGAACAUGAAUUUUCUUCGAACUUCUGAAGAGCCGUAUCAGGCACAUGGUAAUGAAAGAUUUGUAGAUUUAUAUUGUCGGUUUCAAUACCCAGCCAUAGAACACUCUAUUGUGAAAGGAAUUUUCCUUUGUUUCACAGAAUAAGACAGUAUCAUUCUGCAUCAUUUCCAGAUUUCUUUUUCGUUAUCCGCGUGCUACUCCUUCGUGUAGUUUCUUAUUUUCAGAUACAUUCUACAAAAUGAAAUCCCCAAUUUUGCAUUA